Molecule: messenger RNA, 3618 nt
Organism: Gastrolobium bilobum
Lineage: Eukaryota; Viridiplantae; Streptophyta; Magnoliopsida; Fabales; Fabaceae
Exons: 6
Coding region: 930-3089 (719 amino acids)
Molecular function (GO): zinc ion binding
Source: RefSeq, a predicted model, not a curated record
GUCGCCUUCCACCACUUAUCUGCCACCACAUCACCACUUGGAAGUGUCAUAUGGUGUAGGUUACUCAAUCUGUUAAUAAUUGCUCUGUUUUGUUUUCAUCUUGUUCGUGGGUUCAAAAUAGUUGAACAUAUUUUUGUUUUGGCCUUAAAUAAUUGGGGUGUUCUAGCAUGAUAAACAAUUAACAGAGCCUGUGAAUGUAUGAGAACUAUAAAAAUUGUAUUACUCACUUGGUUGCAGAGAUACCUGAUUCCAGUUUUAAUUGAUCACUGAUUGAUGAAUUGGGAGCUUCCAUGCUGAUAAAAUUCUACUUUCUAUAUAUUUUGAAUCUAAAUAGAAAUAAAUAAUUUGUGAAUUGUUUUAUUUGUUCGUUAUAAAUAUGGGUUGAUGUAUUGCAAUUAUCAGAUUCUUGUACAGAUUAUUACAACCUGGUACCUAUGAAAUUAUCAUAGUAGAAUUAUUGACGGCUCUAAUUCUCAUUCCAAUUUACCAAAUGAAAGUUGUGAAUGUUGUACAUUGGAAUAUUCUCAUUGAAAUGGUAGCACUUUAGAUGUUGUUUAUUGCUAGAGGGAAAAAAAAUAAAAAAUAAAAAAUAAAAAGUAAAAAUAAAUGCUACAUGAUUAGGUGUCCUUUCAUUGCUGCGUCUCAUUGUCAUUCAUCAGCCCUCACCCUUCCCAUCCCAGGUGUUUAAUUCGCCAAAACCACCCAUUUUUUCUAAAGCCCUCUUCUCUUCUGCAUAGGGUUGAGCCACUGUUCUGGUUCCACAUCCACCACUACAACACACAUAAUCAUCUUCUGAAUGUUCAACCAAAAGGGUGUGCCCUUCAAUUCUCAGUACUUAACUUGCCUUCAGGUGUGAUUAUUUCUGGAGAGACUUCUAGAUUCUUCUGUAUAUAGCAAGGAAAAUUUGGUUUUGUUGUACCCUUGUGGACAUGGCUAUAGUUGAAUCAGUGGGGAAGAUUCCUUUGCAAGACCCACCUGAGGAGGAGUUCUAUGCUGCUGACUUGACUUGGACCAAGUUUGGCAAUGCUGAGCACCAUGACGAGGUUGCCCUUAUUCCCUAUGAUCGAGUUGAUGCUUUUAUAAUUGGUGAAUGCUCUAAUGUGGAGUGCCCAACUCGGUUUCAUAUUGAGAGAGGAAGGAAACGAACAAUUGGCAGCUUGAAGGAGUACAAGGAUGAUGAAUAUAUGGAGUACAGACUGUACUGGUGCUCAUUCGGCCCAGAAAAUUAUGGGGAAGGUGGAGGUAUAUUACCUAGUCGAAGAUAUCGACUUAAUACCCGAAACCGUGCUGCUAGACCUCAAUCAAUGCGGGGUUGUACUUGUCAUUUUGUUGUCAAACGUCUUUAUGCUAGCCCUUCACUUGCGCUUAUUAUAUACAAUGAAAGGCGCCACAUUAACAAGUCUGGUUUUGUCUGCCAUGGACCACUAGAUAGAGAUGCCAUUGGCCCAGGUGCCAAAAAAAUUCCAUAUAUAUGCAAUGAAAUUCAGCAGCAAACAAUGUCCAUGAUUUAUCUGGGCAUUCCAGAAGAGAAUAUCUUGGAGAAACACAUUGAAGGAAUUCAGCGAUAUUGUGGUUCAAAUGCAAAAGUCAAUAGCCUUGCUUCUCAGUAUGUCCACAAGCUAGGGAUGAUUAUCAAAAGGUCUACCCAUGAAUUGGAUCUAGAUGAUCAAGCCAGCAUCCGCAUGUGGGUUGAACGCAAUAAAAAGUCUGUAUUUUUUCAUCAGGAUAAUUCUGAGUCAGAUCCUUUCAUCUUGGGGAUCCAAACUGAAUGGCAGCUACAACAAAUGAUUCGUUUUGGUCAUCGCAGUGUCGUUGCAGCAGACUCAACCUUUGGUGUAAAGAGACUUAAAUAUCCCUUGUUCACACUUCUUGUUUUUGAUUCAAGACAACAUGCACUUCCUGUGGCAUGGGUCAUUACACGUAGCUUUGCCAAGCCUGAUAUGUCUAAGUGGUUGAAAGCUUUAAUUGAUCGAGCUCGUAGUGUCGAGCCUGGAUGGAAAGUCAGUGGAUUUUUAAUUGAUGAUGCUGCAGCUGAUAUUGAUCUAUUGAGAGAUAUAUUUUGCUGCCCUGUCCUAUUUUCACUAUGGCGUGUUCGUAGAUCGUGGCUAAGGAAUAUUGUUAAGAAAUGCAGUAACAUUGAGGUUCAGCGGGAGAUUUUUAAGUGUCUUGGGACAGUAGUGUACAGCAUUUGGGGAGGAAUUAAUACAUCACUUGCCUUGGAACAAUUUAUGCUGGAUUUUGUUGACCAGACUGAUUUCAUGGAAUAUUUUAGAGCGUCCUGGUUGCCCAAGAUUGAAAUGUGGCUUUCAACAAUGAGAAAUUUUCCACUAGCAAGCCAGGAAGCUUCUGGAGCAGUAGAAGCCUAUCAUAUCAAACUGAAAGCCAAACUUUUUGAUGAUUCACAUCUUGGAGCACUGCAAAGAGUAGAUUGGUUAGUUCACAAGCUAACAACUGAGUUGCAUUCAAGCUAUUGGCUUGACCGCUAUGCUGAUGAGAGUGAUUCUUUCCAGAAUGUGAAGGAGGAAUAUAUUGCUUCUACAUCAUGGCAUCGAGCACUUCAAAUUCCCAACUCUGCUAUUACCUUGGAUGAUAAAGACCACCGCUUUGCCAAAGUUGUGAGCCAGAAAGACAGCAGUGUAACACAUUUAGUAUGGAAUCCCGGAUCUGAAUUUGCCUUCUGUGAUUGUUCUUGGUCAAUGCAAGGUAAUCUCUGCCAGCAUGUCAUCAAAGUAAACAUGAUUUGUGAAAAUCUUCAAGGUUGUCAACCAUCCAUGUCUUUUCAUUCAUUUGAAGAGGUUUUGAUGGAUUUGUGGAAAAAACCAAUGGAUGAUUCAUUUGCAUUGGAUCUGUCAUUGGCUUGGUCCCACCAGAUGCUAGAUCAAAUCCAAAAACUUGUUGAAUUAAAUAAUUCUACUGAUAUUGGCACUGUAGUUAACAACAUGCCUCUGAAAUGGGUUUCUAAGAAAGAUAGAACCUACAUUGGCAAACCAUCAUCGGCAAGGUUGGCUCUUCCUUCUGGUAACAGUAACUCAAAAAGUGUUGUGCAGAAGAAGAAUCGGAAACGGAAAAGAUUGUCUCGAUUAAGAUGAGCAAUUUGGUUGGUAGUUAUGAAGUUUGAUCUGGGAUAACUCUGAUCAAUGCAGACUGGAUUUCAUUUAAAGAAUUCUGUAACUUUUAAAUAUCUGGCUUCCUAGUUCUGUUGCCUCCUCUUAUCUUUAUAGUUGCAGCAUCUACCAAGGAAUCAGCAUACAUCCUAUCCCGAUCAAAGAACAGUUAUUGCUAUAAUAAUAUGAGCAUGGUUGGUAGUCAGAGAUAAAAUGGUGGAAACAAAAGCAAUUCUGGUGCGUAUGUUCUGUUCAGCUUUAAUACAUGGAAAUACUUUUAGGUGUUGGGAUGGAGUAGUGGUCAAUUUUACUUAAACACUGGAAGCCAUUCUUUAGCCUUUCAUAAUUUUUUCCUCAUUUUCAUACGAUCAUAUGCCAGCAUAAUUAUUUAUUUAUUUAAUUUUUUACUUUGUACCAUCUCCACCUUUAGAGUUUAUAGUCCUUUCAAGUACUCAAUUCAUUGUGGAGGAAAGAUCAUUCCAUGGAUAAUUUUUUUUGGCUAUUAUGUUCUUGU